This is a messenger RNA of Xyrichtys novacula (pearly razorfish), 2440 nucleotides long. The record is from the annotation of a GenBank genome assembly. Lineage: Eukaryota; Metazoa; Chordata; Actinopteri; Labriformes; Labridae.
UCCACGAGUGUAGUGAAGGGGAAAACGCUCAACUCACAGCUGGAGGAAGAUUUCUUGGAGAGUGGUUCAGGUGAGGACUGGGUGAGGAUCCAGAGCUUGCAGAGGAGCUGGCAGAACCAACGUCGGCAGAGGAGGUGAGUUGGCGAGGUGAAGCUGACGAGAAGGGGGAUCUCAACAGAGCAGGAACAGGCUGAGUGCCAUUCAGCCGCAGGCAGACGAAUAGCAGGAAACAGGCAGGCAAAGCUCGUAGUCAAGGACAGAAGGCAGGUAGGUUUACCGGGGCUGAUGUGAUGAAUUAGAGGCAUAAACAGACACAGGGGUCAGGUCAGAUCUGGAAGCAGAAAAUAUUGUUUAAAGUUAUUAUAAAUAAAUAAUUAUUGAAUUUGCCCUCAGAGAUAAACAAAGUUCUUCUUAACAUAUCUUAAUUAAGUCAUAAAGUGUGCAUUAGCAGGGUGGUCAGACUGUUACAGAAAUACAUGGUUUUCAGGAGACAAUCAAUCAUCUUUAAUCAUUACUCUCAGUGGAACAAAUGAAAUAGAAUAAUAAUUAAAUAAAAUGAAAUAAAAUUAAAUUAAAAAAUAUUCCGGUGUGAUAAACAAGUCUCUGCAUUUUUUUCCUUCUUUAUAGCUUUUUACUGUAUAUUGAAGAAUAAAAAAAAAUGUUGAUAGACCAAAGAACAAAGCUGAACCAUAUUAAGAAAUAAAGUACUUUUGUAAAAACCACUCAUAAGUCUUUAUUUUCUAGUAUCCAGGAGCUUGAGAACAAUAGGCAUGGUUACAAUCAACUUAUAAUUCCUCUAUAUUUAGUCAAAUAGAUGCAGACUUGAUUGUUUGAUCAACAAUAUCUGUAUUGGUUGCUUUGGAACACUCACUUUAGUAACAGGUAAGAAUCAUAGAAGAACUGUACAGGGGGACAUGAAUUAUUUCUCACAUUAGACUGAAACCUGUAUAAUGCCUAAUUCAGUUAGAAAAAACUUUUCUAACUGAAACAUGUAAGCCAACUAAGAUCAAAUUGUCAGGAGCUGAAACUUCCUUAAUGCCAUAAAGAUAUGAAUUAAAAUAAAGUAAAACUGUAAAUUAAAUUAAAGUCAAGAAAAAAAAGUUUUAAUCAGGAUUAUAUAUAUAUGUAUAUUUUAUAUAUUCUAUAUAACUUAGAAAUAUUUUACCUCCUAUUUUUUUACAGUUUAUUAGCUGACAUCGAUAUAUUCAUCCAGCUGAAAAAUGUUGUUUUGAAAGGGGAACAGACCUAGAUGCUAAAGUCAAAACAUAUGGUAGGUGACCUAAAACGUGCAGAAUAUGCCACAUGGAUCAAUUACCACAAGCCACAGUUUUAGGAUAGCUGACACAGUUGUAUAACUGUUCUGCUGUUGUUGUUCACAGUCAGUACCACCCCAAAUAGUUAACGACAUAUUGUCGAAUAUGACCUGUGAAAAUAUUACAGCAAAUCCACGGGGCGGCCAGCCUACAAACCCCAGACGGACCUCUUGUCCCUGAGUGUAUGUAGGUUUUGAGGUUUUCAACUCCGAACAAUGUCUGCAGCUGACAUGUGAUUUCAGGGAAGAUGUUGCGGACUGAAGUUGAGGUGGGUUAGGGUUUCCAUAAAAGAGGAAGCGCACCACUGAUGGAUUCAGAAACAUACAGAGUCAAAGAAUGGGAGUGGAGUGAGGAGAAAAGAGAGAACGCUCAAAUUCAUCAGAUAUAUCAGAUUGAUGAAAUAAUUUUCCCUGCUGUCCCAAUCUUUAUACUCCACUGUAUUCUGCACCUUUGUUUUUUCAAGAAUUUAAAAGGUCAAAGGUUGAGGUGGGUUUUCUCACAUAUUUUUCCUUGCAUGAGUAUUUUUUUUUUAUAUAUUUCUUGAAUGCAUUUAUUGUUUUUUGUCUAAUUUUGCCGCUGGUGUCUUGCAGAAUGUCUUCUGUAGUGUUGAGAUGCAUGCUGCUGUGUAUGCUGAUGGGCUGGACUUUGUGCUCCUGUAUGCUGAAGAAUCACACUCUGUGGAUUGAGAGACAUGACUGCGCCCAGUGUGUGGCCAUCAACACUACCAUCUGCAGUGGAUUUUGUUACACACAGGUGAGGAUGAAACUCUUCACACUUACACACUUUUCAUGGAACUUUUUAUCUUGAACAUUUGGGUUUGAAUCUCUGCACCUCCUCUAUAAUCCCUGUCUGCCCAGGACACCAAUCUGAGGGGGAGAUUUGGGAGGACUUUAAUGAUUCAGCGGAGCUGUGUGCCUCUCUCUCUGGUGUAUCAACCCGCUCUUCUGCCUGGCUGCCCUCAGGAUGUCAACCCACAGAUGUAUUACCCUGCAGCUCACAGAUGCAGCUGCAGACGCUGUGACACGCGCUCACACCGCUGUGUCCGCACACGCAGGGUCUCUCAUGACAGGUGCAGCUCGACCACUGGGAGCAAGAGGAGCAAGAACAAGCGUGCUCUGGAGAUUUGA